Striga hermonthica is the source of this 645-nucleotide messenger RNA. The record is from the annotation of a GenBank genome assembly. Lineage: Eukaryota; Viridiplantae; Streptophyta; Magnoliopsida; Lamiales; Orobanchaceae.
AUGGCGAAAACGAGGCAUGGCCCAGGUACAAGGGACGUUGAUUCUUACACCAUCAGAGGAACCAACAAAGUUGUUCGAGCUGGGGAUUGUGUCUUGAUGAGACCAUCUGAACAUGACUCAGCCCCUUAUGUGGCGCGUAUCGAGAAAAUCGAGACUGAUAACCGUAACAGUGUGAAAGCUCGGGUGAGAUGGUACUAUAGGCCAGAGGAGGCUGCCGGAGGAAGGAGACAGUUCCAUGGAGCUAAGGAAUUGUUCUUGUCCGAUCACUAUGACAUUCAGAGUGCCCACACCAUUGAGGGAAAGUGCAUCGUGCACUCGUUCAAAAAUUAUACAAAGCUGGAGAAUGUGGGUCCCGAUGAUUACUACUGCCGUUUUGAGUACAAACCUGCUUCUGGAAACUUCCUUCCGGAUCGAGUGGCGGUGUACUGCAAAUGUGAAAUGCCUUAUAAUCCAGAUGAUCUGAUGAUUCAGUGUGAAGAAUGCAAAGACUGGUAUCAUCCUGCUUGUGUGGAUUUGACCAUAGAGCAAGCAAAACAGUUGGACCAUUUUGUUUGCUCCGAACAUGGAUCUGACGAGGAAACAAAGAAUCCCCAUGAAAACCCACUCUCAAGUGGCAGAGCAACCCACAAGCGCCGAAAGAAGUAA